Messenger RNA from Exaiptasia diaphana, 2908 nucleotides. RefSeq lists its product as uncharacterized. The record is from RefSeq and is a predicted model, not a curated record. Gene Ontology annotation, cellular component: membrane. The transcript has 2 exons. Gene Ontology annotation, molecular function: protein binding. Bases 59 to 2407 code for a protein of 782 amino acids. Lineage: Eukaryota; Metazoa; Cnidaria; Anthozoa; Actiniaria; Aiptasiidae.
UCCAAAGGCGUUUUAUUAUUUUCCUCUUCUAUAAAGAUAGAAUUGUUAAGCUUCUGAGAUGUUCCGCGUAAUAUUUUGGUUUUUGUUCGCGCACAACAUUAUUGUGAUGUUGGUGGAGGGUGUUUCCAAGCCGCCAAUAACGUGUGCCAUGAAGUUGUCUUCUUUGUUUGGGGAUCAUAACGCGACAACGUUUUCUGUAAAAGAUUCGAUUCCUAGUGAUUACAGUAUGUCGUAUGUGUGCCAGUUUCCUUUGAUUUCCGCAACAACAACAUUUGUUUCUAUGCAAUCAAGUCAAGUACAGAAAGGCUCUCUACACGCAGCUGUUUACAAUUCUAAUUUAAAAUCAAUUGGACAACUGCAUUCUAACAAUACAAACUCUGCAAGAUCAUUUGGCUGUAUGUCUUCAUCAAGUACUGUACCGAAAUUUCUGAGGGUCUCUGGUACACCCAAUUUGAAGUUUAUUAUGACUGUUUCCUUCGUUCAUCAGCCAAUGAAUGUACAUUAUGAAGGAAAUAAUUCAUAUAUGCAGUUCAACAAUUCACAGUUGCUGUAUAUCCUUCCAAGUCCAACAUCCCCAAGCGCUCAACUUGAUAUCGCCGUUAAGUCAGAUAGCAAAGGUGAAGGUGUUCUAAGAGUUUCGCGCUACUGUGASCAAGCCAUGAAAUCUGGAGAAAUUCAUGACAAGAAGCCAGCUCUGUUUCUAACGUUUGAAAAACGAGGCCUGAUUACCAUUUCCAAAGUCUCCCGCCCAGCGUUCAGUACGUCAGAGCCACUGUACGUGUUUGUCAGCGUUCCUGAACGCAAAACGUAUUCCAUUGAAGUCAAGACGUCAUUUGGUUAUAACUACCUACCUAUUCUGUGGAUUACAUUGAUAUCUGUCAUCGGUGGGCUGGAUGUCACAUUUUUGGCGCUUUGUUCGUUUUUUGAUGUGCUGAAGAUAAAAUUGCAGACUGUCAAAAUGUUAUUCAAAUAUUGGAGACACGUUAAUGAGCUUCGGCCAUUUUCUUAUACAACCUGUAUCGUUGGGUGCGUGUUAGUUGUCGGAGGGCUACAGUUUGCACAUCUUCGCUGGGAAACGAUGAUCGAGACUGGUAACAGGGAUAGGUGUUUCUACAAUGACCUGUGCUAUCGUGUUAGUCCUUGGCACGAUUUACCGCUCAAUCUUAUGAUGAGCAACAUCCCAUACGUCGUGCACGGGCUGAUGCUUGCUCUCGCGCUGUUUGGAAUGGAACUUCACUUCAUUUACAAAGCUAGAGCUGAUGCAUUGAGGGAGUGUGGUGCGAUGGGUUCUGUACAAGCUCGAAUUCGAGGUAAUAUACAGCGACAGCUUCACCAGGAGAGAUUACCUCAACACGCACUUGAAUGCAGCGACUUGAAUCUCCAUUUACCAGAGUUGACGAUGCCUCCGUUGCACGGCGACCACAAUCGUCUUGUCGAGCUUACCACGUACGCUUACAAGAGGAAAUACAACUUUUCAAUUGGCUAUGCCUUCGCCUGGGCCCUCGUCUUUGAAGGGGUCUUCUCCACCGUCUACCAUCUUUGCCCUUCUCGUGCCACCUUUCAGCUCGACACAGCGUUCAUGUUUGUCAUUUGCGGGAUGAUAAUAGUCUCGUUGUUUAAUGGGUUAUCGGAUGUGGUUGGAAGUCACGAUAGAAAACCAAUCGGCAACAAUAACUUCUUUCUUGCUGUGAUAGUUCCUCUUUACCUCUUCAACUACCUUGGUUUUGUUUACAACGAGUUUAAAAGGAGCUCAUCUUUUGAUGUCGCCUUCAUUGCCCUGUUGGUCAUCUGGUUCAUCGCAAUGACAGUCUGGUCCUUUUAUAAACUUGCCAUCUUCAAGAGCUUUAAGUGCGAGGACUUUAAAUUGGACUUGUUCAAAAUAAUCGUGUUUCUGAUCGCAAUUGGGGCGAAUGUGUUAAUUCUGUCCUUUAUGCGACAUGAUUUCUCCCAGGCGUUCUUGUUUUCGAGUAUUUUCACUGCCAUCAUCAGUGUGGUUGCAAAAUGUGAAAAAAACGUCAUCAAAUGCCUUACCUUCAUCGUCAAGUGUUUAACUUGCCCUUGUUUCUGCAUCAUCAAGUGUAUUUGUUAUUUCUGUUGCCCAGAAGAGUGUCAUUGUGACCUCCCAGAAUUCGAAGAAGAACGACAUCGGGAUCAAGGUCGUUUGCCUAAGAUAAUCUGGGCACUUCGUUUUAUCUACGUGCUUGCCUUGGCGGUAUUAAUCUUUUCAGCAUUAUACGUGUUUGAAGACCUUGCAACAACGCAGAAGACAGACACUCCAGCCCAAUCUCGAAAUCUCAACAAAGAAUGCGUUUGGAUCUCUUUCUUCGAUUGGCAUGAUAUUUGGCAUUUGCUUUCAUCGUUUGCUUUGCUAAUGGGCGUGUUUCCUCUCAUGUACAUUAGCAAAUGACUGCUUUUGUCAGGACCUUAACUAGCAAGAUACCUAGUAUCUUGUAAGCGAAAAACUUCAGUGUAAGAAAUGAGAAAAUGGAUAAUAUAGCUAGAGGGCUAGGAGUAUAUCAAUGUAGACUUCAAUAUGCAUGAAUUGAUACUUAUAUGUUAUAUCCUGUAAACUGCGUUGUUAACUUAGUACACUGCUAUCUUUUGAAUUAUUAAUUGUCGAAUAAUAGCGAAGAACAGCAGAAUGGGAAUUCUGUGUCGUUUUUACUGGGGAAGGAAAAGCUACUGUAAAGAACCGGAAAGUCAAACGGCCAAUGAUUCUUGCCGUAUAUGUGAAAUAGAUUGCGCUAGAAUUGUACAAAUUUGUACAAAAUCAUUUGUACAACUUUGACAAUAUAAUUCAAAAUACUUGCAAACCUUUUAAAAUCUUGCGUUAGGUCUUAUUUUCAUGGCAUCUUUUUUGUAUGUAAUAUCGACUUACAACCUKCAUAUUAAAUUGGAUUAUGUGGUA